AUGGCAGUGCAAGCUAGUAUGGGGAUCAGUAGGAUUUUGUUUAUGCUUGGAACAGGGUGUACUGGUACAAUCUUGGUGCAGAAAGGACAAUUAUCUCAAAUACUGGGAUCACUUCAGUCAUACGUGAAGAGACUGGACGGGGGUUCAGAUGAUACGGAUCUUGUAUCACAGCUGAGUCAAAUAACAGCUGUGGUGCGACAAAUACAAUUGCAACGACCAGGAGUAACUAUGAUAAAUGGUUCUAAUGGAAGUUCAACUACACUUGUGCUGCCAAUUGCAUCUGCUGGAGCAUUGAUCUACGGAUAUAUGUGGUGGAAGGGUAUUUCAUUUUCAGAUCUCUCAUAUGUUACCAAGGAAAACAUGGCAGCUGCUGUUUCAAAUUUACAAGAGAGACUGGAUCAACUAACAUCUGGUCUAAAUGCGACAAAGAAAAAACUUAUGAACAAAUUAACAGGUAUGGAAGCGAAAAUGGAUGACCAGAACAAUGAGACACAAUAUCUUAAAAAACAAAUUAUUGAAAUGCGUGAGGAUUUCAUUCCGAUUGGUGACAAAUUGAAUCAUAUAGAAGCAGUUCUUUGUCACAUGGGAAACAAACUUGCCAUCAUGGAUACCAAGAUGGUUAGUGUUGGAUUCAAUUCCCGUCCACUGUGCUUGUAUUUUCUACAAUGUGUUUUUCUUUCUUUUUAUAAUACCUCCAGUCCAACAAAAGAAGCUGUGUUAACAGGAUAA
Molecule: messenger RNA, 729 nt
Organism: Papaver somniferum (opium poppy)
Lineage: Eukaryota; Viridiplantae; Streptophyta; Magnoliopsida; Ranunculales; Papaveraceae
Exons: 9
Coding region: 1-729 (242 amino acids)
Source: RefSeq, a predicted model, not a curated record